Molecule: messenger RNA, 6649 nt
Organism: Melanotaenia boesemani (Boeseman's rainbowfish)
Lineage: Eukaryota; Metazoa; Chordata; Actinopteri; Atheriniformes; Melanotaeniidae
Gene: rap1gap2a
Product: RAP1 GTPase activating protein 2a
Exons: 23
Coding region: 512-2737 (741 amino acids)
Biological process (GO): activation of GTPase activity; regulation of small GTPase mediated signal transduction
Cellular component (GO): cytoplasm; plasma membrane
Molecular function (GO): GTPase activator activity
Source: RefSeq, a predicted model, not a curated record
GAGGAGGGAGAGGUGAGAAGGUAGAGGUAGGCAGACACAGAGAUGCAGUGCUACAGUGAGAGUGUCCGCGAGGCUGCAGCUCUUCAUCCUCUCAUCAAGGACCAUGAUGUGCUUGGGAGCUGUGCUGUGCAUAUUCACCGCAGGAGCAGGGAAUGCAGAUAGGAGUUCACCUUGAGCCGGAGUCCAGCAGUGGCUCACUGGACCUUUUUUGGACUACAAAUAACGCAUACUGGUCCUGCAGGUAGAGGCAACUGAGAUUUAAUUAGAUCCGACAAUCUGAGUCUGUAACUUUUGGAUUGUUGCUGACUUCCACUAGGAGGUCUGAAUUGAAAAAGCUGUAUAUUUUGGCAGAGAACUGUCUGUUGUCUUCAAAUCUAAACAGUGAUAUCCAUCACUCACGCUGGAAUCCCGCAAAGCCAAGCAGGUCCUGCAGCCCAGGAACCCUGGAGCCAGCUUGACCUUAGACCGACUGUCGCCUGAACCCCUCUUGGCACCAGCAGAAGCAUCCAGCAUGCCUCAGACCAGAGGACGGUACCACAACAAAAAAGCUGGCAUCCGGGCUGCUGUCAUCCUGAUCGGACUCCUGCACAAGUCUCGCAAAGCCAAGGAAAAGGAGAAGGAGAGGGAGAGAGAGAGAGAGGAGAGCGAAGGGAAGCAGGAGCUGCUGAACAUCUCCAACGUCCCUCUAGGAGAAUGUCCCCCCUCACCACCCCGCACUGCCCCACCCAGCAUGAAGUCUGCAGAGUUCUUCGAUAUGCUGGAAAGGAUGCAGGUCCCUAGACCUGAAGAGACCAAAAAAUGGAAGGACGACUAUAUCCCCUACCCACGGAUAGAAGACAUCCUGGAGAAAGGUGGUCCGUAUCCCCAGGUAAUCCUGCCCCAGUUUGGUGGCUACUGGAUUGAGGAUGCUGAGGCAUUCGUUGGAACCCCUUCCUCAUCAGAGUCCAGUUUCUGUGAGGAAGAGGAUGGAGGUGAGGGCAUGAGCCCCGGUGGGGUGCAUAGCUACCGCCUGGAGUGUAACAGCACAGCGCGAGCCUACCGCAAACACUUCCUAGGAAAGGAGCACAUGAACUACUACUGCACUGGCAGCAGCAUAGGCAACCUCAUCAUGUCUCUGAAACACGAGGAGGCUGAGGGCCAGGAGUUCCUACGCAUCAUGCUCAGAUCAAAGACCAAAACAGUUCAUGACAGAAUCUCUUUAGCUGGGCUCAACCAGCUGCCCAGUGUACCUCAAAUUGCAAAGCUUCUAUGCGAUGAUGCCACGGGGCUGAAGUUCAACCCAGUCCUGUACCCUCGGGGAUCCCACUUGAUAGUGGGCUAUGACGAGCAUGAGGUGAACAACACAUUCAAAUUUGGAGUCAUCUACCAGAAGUUUGGACAAACAUCUGAGGAAGAGCUAUUUGGGAACAAUGAGGAGACGCCUGCUUUCAAGGAGUUUCUCAGUAUCUUAGGAGACAACAUUGAACUUCAGGAUUUUAAAGGGUUCCGUGGUGGGUUGGAUGUAUCUCAUGGACAGACGGGGUCUGAGUCUGUCUACACUGUCUUCAGACAGAGAGAGAUUAUGUUCCAUGUGUCAACUAAGCUUCCCUUCACUGAGGGCGACGUUCAGCAGCUCCAAAGGAAAAGGCACAUAGGAAAUGAUAUUGUGGCUGCAGUGUUCCAGGAAGAGCCCACACCGUUUGUUCCGGACAUGAUCGCCUCCAACUUCCUGCAUGCUUAUGUGCUGGUGCAGGCUGAGAACCCUUGUACAGAGUACACAACCUACAAGGUGUCUGUUACAGCAAGGGAAGACGUCCCUUCUUUUGGGCCACCUCUCCCAAACCCAGCAGUCUUCAAAAAGGGUCCUGAGUUUCGUGACUUCCUGCUGACAAAGCUGAUCAAUGCUGAAAACGCCUGCUACAAAUCUGACAAAUUCGCCAAACUGGAGGGGCGCACGCGAGCAGCGCUGCUGGACAACCUCCACGAUGAGCUGCACCGGCAGAGUCAGGCCGCUCUGGGUCUGGGCCAGGUUGGGGAGGAGGACAAGCUGGAGAACGGUGGACACGGUGGUCUGCUGGAAUCAUUCAAGAGAGCCAUGCGUGUGAGGAGCCACUCUAUGGAGACCGUGGUGGGGUCUCACCGUCACCGGAGCCCUGGGGUUGGAGGUGGAGUCCCAGCCAGCCUCAGUGGUGGAGGACUUCCUCAGAGCACCAGUGAAUGCACAAAGAGCACCUUUACUCCUCCCGGUCUGUCAGCCAAGUCUCCUCUGAAGAGCCCUGUGAAAAGGCGCUCAGGUCUCUUCCCUCGCCUCCACUCCAGCACAGAAACCCCAUCAGACAAACACACGCGCAGCGACCAAAAGCCAGCAGAGAUCUGUCCACUUUCCCAGGAAGUCAGAUCAGAGACAUCAUCCAAUCCCAGCUCACCUGAGAUCUGCCCCAAUAAAGAGAGGCCUUUCAUCAAGCUGAAGGAGUGCAGCAGCAGCAGGCCCAACAUCUCUCGUUCUUCAUCCAGCACCAGCAGCUUCAGCAGCACCACAGGAGAAACAGAAGCCCUGGAGGAACUGGAGACAGCCGGUCAUCCAUCUGUAGCUUCUUCCUCUGCCUUCAGCCCUGCUCUCAGCAUUGACAGCCAGGGAUCUGGUACACCCAUCAUCAUGUGCCGCAGUCCAACAGAUGGGAAAAGUAAGACAUCACCCAGGUCAAACUUGAAGUUUCGUUUUGACAAAAUGAGCCACUCAUCCACAACUUCUGAGUAGUUAUGUGGAACUGGAAAAAAAACUGACUUGCACAAUGAAGAGGCGAGACGAACGAAGGAAACUUAAAAAAAAUCACAACAACAAAAACACAGCUACUUUCUAUAACCACGAGCAAAGGAUAAUCCGGCAACCAGCUAUACACCAGAGACCCCCCCACACAUACUAUAAACCUACUGACAAAUACUGUGAGUGUAACAUGAGGGGAAGCAACCGACAUCUUCACUUUCUUUUCAACUGACUUAGCUGCUGAAAUGACUAAAAACUUGCUGCAUCAUAAUUGUUGAUUGUUCCCUGCGUGGCUGUAAUACUGUGUAGGCCGAGCUAGACUCCGCCUCUGCUUUUUCUUAAACAUCCUCUUUCUUAGAGACACAAGUUUAUGGCUGAACUGUUAGUCGACUGUUUAGUACUCAGUGGAAAUAAUUACAGACAACAGGAUGUUCCUUUUUACCCUUGUCUUUGAAUGGUACAUUUGGUAAAAGUUUCUCUUUUACCUAAAAAAAAACAAGGCAGAGACAAAGACAAAUUAAAAACAUGCACAGAACUUAAUGUCCAAUAGACACAAUGGCAAAGCCUUGAAGGUGUCAACACUGGAUGUCUUUUUUUCUCGACUGUGGGAUACAAACUUGUUCUUUGUGUAAAUUAUUGCUUUUCUAGAGGACAAUUAUGAUUUUGGAGAUGCUUUUGUAACCAUGCUAGCUGCUGCAUUGUGUCCACAGCACUAUAAAGUUGACAUGCCUCCUCCUAGCACAUCAUUUCUGCAUCUGUAGGGGUAACCUCAAAGCCCUGGUUAGUAAAAAUUAGUACACUGGGGAACAGUUGGAGACAGCUGCCAACACAUUUUGCCACUAGCUUAUUUUAGCCAAAGCUGCGCCUUACAAUCUAUCAAAAGCCCUUUUCUCCGUCUGUGUGUUCUGUCUCUAUGUGCCUCUCACUAUGUGAGAGGAUGAGAAUUUUUCGGGAUCUGGUUACAGCACAGUUGUGGGUAGCUGAACAACACCCACAUUUGCUGAAAAUAGACGUUGCACUUAGUGAAAACAUUUCACCUCCUUGAACCUCCCAUUGAAGCUUGCUAUCUUAGUGUAACAGUGUGUUUGUCUGGUGGUGCUUUUGAAAAGGAAAGUCUCUUCAGGUUUUUUUUUUUUUAGUUUCCCAGCAGGGGAGCUGAGGAAGAUGACUUGAAAAAAGAUGCUUCAGGUUGCAGUGAACCUUUGAACCUCCUUUUACUAAAACACUUGAAUGCAAAUGAUUUUUUUUUCCAAAUGUUUAGCUUUCUGCCUUAUUAGUCUUUUCAAAGUCAAAAAUUGCAAAGCCAGUUACUCACAAGCACAAAGGGCCAUCUCUCCUCUUUAAUUUUCAAUUAUUCGGCAUUAUUAGCCCAGUACAGCACAAACUGGGAUUAAUCAGCAAAGACUUCAAAUAAAUUUUAUGAUUUAUUUUGUGGUAUAAUGUGAAGUACUAAUGAGCAGUAAUACUUGAGAUUCAGUUGACCAUUUUUAAAAAAAAACUGGGUGGGUUAAAUCCCAUUCAUGAUCGGAAACUCGAGGUUCAGGGUAAAAGUGGACACGUGUUCAGCUGUAUCUGGAACGGAAAACUUCAGAUUCUUGACACUCUGCUGCUAGGAGUGUUUUCUUUCUGUGUUGGGAAGCUCUGCUCUUUCCAGAUCAAAGCACUGUGAGAGUAAUGGGAAGUUUCUAAUCCCAUUCACUGCUGAGCACAAGCUGGUCUUCAUCCCGAGCCCAGCUGGUUUCCAACUAUGAAUGGGGAUUUCACACACCUGGAUAAUGAGGUUUUAACCUAGUAAGAGAUAUGAAUCAGUCACUGAACGGUUAGGAGUGAAUAAACUGAGCUGCAAUGUCACUUAAUGUUGUUAGUGGCAUGAGUUCAGAAGAAGCAGCAGUCACAGAGGAAAACAACACCUGUGGUGGACAUCUACUAGGUGAAAAUACAAAGAGACAUACAGUAAUAUCUGGACAUAUGGUGGUCAGUCAUAUGUUUGUUCUAAGCAAAAACAUCUAGUGGUUCUUUUGCUAGAAGAGAUGAAAUUUGUAAAGCAUUUUACAUUUAGGUAAAUUUAUAAGUCUUCAUUUAAACAUGCAAAAACCACAUAAAGCUACCACUUAAUUUAAACCUUUUUGCAUAUCAGUGAAAGUAGGCUAUCUGUUUUUUAUGCUUCCGUUCAACUUUUUUCCACAUGCAAAUAACAAAUGACAAUACAAAUCCAGCUGCUAUCGUAUGUGCAGUAGACUGCAGUCAGAGCACCAUCAAUUCACUGAAUAACAAAUUAAUCCUGACGGAGAGCUAAACUAACUUUACUCAGAGCAGGACCAUAGAAGAGGCCAUUUUCACUUUAAAAACAACUCAAAGAGAGUCUGAUUAAAUUAUCACUGUGGUUUAUGGAAUCAUCAUUGCUUUUGCACCACUCAGUUCUUUUAACUUUGUACUAUUUUCUCAGUCAAUCAACAUCCACAUUGCUCUUUGCCAUUGCAUGCAAUUGGUGGCAUAUUAUACUGUAUCCUGCCAGUCUAAUCACACACAUGACAACUGUGAGACCAUGAAGAUGGAUGAAAAGCUCGGAACACACACGCACUGUUGAGAAAAUAAAGUAAUAACUGUAUGAUGCAAAAGUGAAAUUACAGAAAGAAUCUGGUGUGACAUUUUUGAAGUUUGAGUUGUUUUAGAUAGUAAAAAUUCAACCUUUGGCAGCUUCCCUUUGAGUACCCCUUUGCUUAGUUCCUCUAUCAGAAAUCCUCUCCGCUUCUCCAAACUAAGCACGCUGUUAUCUACUGCAGGUAAUACACUGAGACCAAAAAUCUCCUUGCUUUUAAUUACUCAUGCACAUCAUUAUCAUGGCUGACUCGUGAGUUUUGUGUUUGUGCACAUCCUCAAAUAUUAUUUGUUUGCAAGCUGUUAUAUGUGAGUGACCAGUAAGGGCAGUGUAGGGACCAAUCUGACUGGCUGUAAAGUAAAAGGGUCGACAGCAUUAAAAAUGAAAAAAUGAUGGAAAGUUGGAAAUACACAACAGUUUGCUUGUUUUAGGGGCCUUACAUAUCAUCUGUAAUCACCCUAAUCUCAAAAUUAACCAAAUACUAAGUUCCUCUAUUGUCACCAUGUUUGUCAUUAUGUUGACGUUCUAUAAAUUCAACAACUAAAUCGAGUUCUCUAACAUGCCCCCUAGUGGAAUCCUCUAGUAACAAAUGAAGUAAACAGUUAUGCUCAAGGCUGAAAAAACAAGUAUAUUCUCAGCCUAACUGCUCAAAAGUACUUCAUCCAACGCCACUGGACAGAAAAAACACUGAUUAGUAAAAGAAUCCCUUUAAAUGCAUAGACGAGUUUCCAGUGUGACCAAACAACCAAACCUAGGGGCCUUUGGAGGAUUGUCUGUGUACUCUCACUGUGCUGUUAUUGAUGUUGACUUAGUAGUAUAAAGAUUUACAGGCUCAGUUUGCCCAAGUUUCAACUUUCAUUUAUCUUUUAAGCUAUUCUAAAAUAAGCUACUUCAGUAGUACCUUUCUCAUAUGCCUGAAUAAAAAAAUGCAUGUGCUGACAAUUACACAAAAUGCUCAGAUGGUGUGGACCAGUGAUUACCUCGAGUAAGGGAAGCAGGGACAGAAAUCUUCUGAACAAAAGCAGGAUGUUCAGAUGUGGUGUAGUUUGUAGCAGGUAUCCUCAUAAACCCCUUCAGCCUCUUUUCUCUGACAUGCUUAAUUUAUUAAAUGAGUUUUUUUCUUUUUCUUUUUUUUUUUUUGCAUUGAUGUCAUGUACAAAAUGUCACUGCAGAGUACGCUAAUUGAAGUAAAUGAUUAAAGGAAAUAUAUUAAUUUAAGAGAUGUCUGAACAUGUAUAUGUAUAUUUGGUUCUGUAAUGUGCCAUUGAAAAUUUAUUCUAAAAUAAAAUGUUGUAUUUUUUGUGUCA